GGCAUCUUCUUGUUUGUAAAUUUUGUAAUGCAGUUCUUGUUCUUAUUUGAAAUUGAAGAUUUAGGGAAAAUUGAAAAUUAUUCUUUGUUGUUGAAGUUUGGAAAUACUAUCAAGGGGUUCUAGAUCAUCUAAUUCAAUAAAGUACAAUAGUAUUCGUCGAUAAAAUAAAUAUUGAGUAGGAAUAAUGGGAGAGAUCAAAGAAGAACCAGUAGAUGUUUCAAAUGUAUCAAUUAAAGUAGAACCAGGUACUGAAUUAGCUUAUGAAGAUAAAGUUGAUCUGUGUAGUGUAAUUGCAAAACCCAUGGCUUCAAAGAAACUUGCUAAGAAGUGUUACAAAUUGGUUAAAAAAGCUGUGAAGCAAAAAACAUUUAUAAGGGUUGGUUUGAAAGAUGUCCAGAGAAGAAUAAGAAAAGGUGAAACUGGAAUCGUGUUAUUUGCUGGGGACAUUUAUCCCAUUGAAAUAAUGUGUCACCUACCUGUUGUCUGUGAGAAGCGCAAAAUUCCCUAUGUUUAUGUCCCAAGUAGAAAAGACCUGGGAGCAGCAUUAGGAGUCAAAAGAGGCUGUGUGACUGUACUGAUAAGAUCCCAUGAUGACUACAGUGAUACAUUCAAUGAACUAAAAGGAGAAAUUGAUACUUUAGGUAUUGCUUUAUGAUUUAGGUUGUGUAUACUGAUUAUGCAUUUACACUUCAAAUAUAUCUCAUUGUAAUGAUAAUUUUCAUAAGAAAACAGGGAUAUUAAGAUGAAGGAAUUAUGAAAUUGAUGUAAAUUACCUUCUCAUUUUCUUGAAGGAGAAAUAGAACUUGAAUUUAGAAUUAAUUCAAUAUUUUUUUAAUCAUGCCAGUUUCAUUUUGGAUAUGAGUCGUUGGAAAAAUCUUUGCUACUUGUUUCUUCACCAGUUUCUUCAUCUACUUCAUUUUGUCAGUAAUAAGCAGCAAAUAUAUAUCUUCUCCUUUCCAUUGGAGAAAAACAAAUGUUAAUUAUUUUCAACUCUUUGGGUGCAUGAAAGGGAAUUCCAUUAAUGUUCAGAGAACUUUGUGAGGUCUAGGGAGGUUAGGGAGAGGAGGUAUGUAUUGGAUUUUUUUUCAACUUUUAGAAAUCAUAAGUUCUUGACAAAACUUCAGUUCUAUAGACAAACGAGUUUUGGUAAAGAUUUGUUCCACAUAUCUCAAGGUUGACGACGAAGGUAUGUGCUGACUGGGAUUGUCGAGUUCGUCUGACUGGUAUUGCUAGUGAUGUUCAUACUUCUGAAUGUAGCAUAGAAUGAAUACACUUACUUUUUCUUACAAACCUUUAUUAUAGAAUAGCUCUGAGAAUAGCAAAUUAUUGCACACAUACAUGGUUGUUGAGUAGGUAAAUAUAUUUGGAAUAUGAAAUAUCUACCUUCCUCAGAGAGUCAAGUAUUCAGAAGUUAUAUACUAAACAACUGAUUAUCGAUUGUCAUUCAACUUAACAAAAACAAAACUUUCAAAUGGACUAGGAAACAGAGCUUUUAAAAAUCAUGAGGCUGAUAUGUUUGCAUUAAGUUCUUUGUUGAAUAUUAAGUAUGAGUUGAAAGGAAUACUGUAUAUAUAGGUACCUCAUAUGAUUAUGAAUGAUUGAUCUUCAAUUUUUUAGUAGGAAUUUAUUAUUUAUCUGAAGGAUGAUCAAUUUCUUGUUGAUUUCUUUUUAUAAUUAGAAUCUGAGAGAUUUGUGUAUCUUCAUGUGGAAUGUGGAACCAACCAUAAUCCUGUAGACUAUAUUCCAAUAGUUCUAUAUGCCUUAGUUUUUACAAUUCGCAAUUUUGGAGAAUAGUCUACAUAAAUACCACUAACAUUGAAUUUAAAGGAAAUGGAAAAUUACCUGAAGAUGAAUGACAAAGAAGCAACAAUUAAAGUAAAUAACUCUACAUGCCAUUAAAAAGUUGGUCCUAAUUAUUGUAUAAAUGAUAAACAGUGGAACACUGAUCAGAGUCUUCAAAGUGAGUAGACACAUUUUGAUGAUUAAAUAUAGUGACUGGUAUACAUCUGUUCCAGGGGUGAUGUAGAUCACCAAUCCACUUCUUGGAAACCCCAGAUACACAUAAUUCACACCCAUUAUCUUGUAAUUUAUAAUGCUUGAAAGCUUCAACAAAAAUUAGAAUGAUUGAAUAAUGAUUUUCAACA
Molecule: messenger RNA, 2144 nt
Organism: Phaedon cochleariae (mustard beetle)
Lineage: Eukaryota; Metazoa; Arthropoda; Insecta; Coleoptera; Chrysomelidae
Source: the annotation of a GenBank genome assembly